AUGUACAGAUCUGGACCGCCAGCGUUCCCUCCUGGGGCCUUCGCUCCUGGACCCAGCUCAACCAGGGACUUUCCCCGUCGACCAAGGGCGCCUUCUCCUCGAUCAAGAGCGUUACCUUAUGGACCAGGUGGUUUUCUUUCUGGACCAGGAGUUUUCUCUUCUGGACCAGGUGCCUCUCAUUCUGGACCAGGAGCCUCUCAUUCUGCACGAGGAGUCCUCCCUUCUCGACCAAGGCCCCCGCCUCCUCAGGCGAUGGUUCUUCUCCCUCGACCAAGGGCUCUUCUUUCUCUACCAACCUUCCCUCCUGAAACAUUUGAACAAAUCUUCGAGUACGUCGAGGACAGCUCAGUUUUUCUCGCCCUGCGUGCCACCUGUCGCCUUUUUUGCCGAAUGUACACGCACAAAGCGUUUCGGAAACUCUCUCUCUCCCCCCUCUCGUUGCGUAAUAUCCAGGGGACUCUUCAGAUUUUACGACAUCCAGAGUUUUCCCGGCAUGUCCAAGAGCUCGUUUUAAAUUGUUCUGAGAAAGGACGUAUUCCUGCUUCGUUCAUCGCAAAGAAAAUCUCCUCUCAAGGCAAAACGGUUUCUGGUGUUAUGAACAUCAUUUGUCACAUGGGCCACUUCGUCCACCUCAAAGCACUUCGGCUCCAUUUCUAUGAUCAAUAUGUAGAAGCGCUCCCGAUCCCCGUCCAGGGCACAAGCCUGGAUACACAGAAGGCUUCCGAGUAUCAUGAAUUCCAACAAGAAGUUUUUGCAGCUCUAGGCAACAUGCGUGUUAUUCCGAGAUUUUUGGAGUUCCUUGAAAUCACCUUGCUGAUUGAUGGACCGGGUGACGUAUUUGAGAUUGGUCCAGCAUACCCGCACCUUGUUCAACGUCUCAAAUGCUUGACCAUUCGAACCAUAUCCGACGCUAUCGAAUCCCGUAAAAUGGCUCUGUGGACUGAACCUCGUUCCUCAGUCUGGGCAGGCACCGUCGUCGCCUUAAUAGGGCCUGCUAUGAACUCUAUAACCUCGCUCAAUCUCUCCAGCGACCACCUGGCGCGUAUUAGUUCUCCCGAUUGGCUGGACUUUCUCUUCCCGAAUUUGACUUCUCUUAGCGUUUGCAAUGUCUUGUGGGGCGAUACUAUCGAUGGCAGGGCUGGCCUUGAGGACAUCAUCUUACGACAUUCGACCACGCUCCGCACGUUGAUUUUAACAGACUGCCCAUUCUUCUUCAACGACAGAACUCAGGGCGUGCCCCCGACCUGGGCUUCUUCCUUCCGACGGAUUGAGGAGCAGAUGACUCGUUUGACGACGUUCCGAUUCUUUGUCUCCGGAGCCUUAUACGCCCACUGCAAUGUUAUGGGAUCUCUGAUUGCCUCUUCUUUGAAGAUUCACCGAACGGCCUCCUUCCAGCAUCAGAUCGCCUUGUAUGAGCUUCAGAACACUGUUAAAGGCCGUCAGAUGACAAGGGCCAGAACCUGCUUAUACUAA
Laccaria bicolor S238N-H82 is the source of this 1473-nucleotide messenger RNA. RefSeq lists its product as uncharacterized. The coding region runs from base 1 to 1473 and encodes 490 amino acids. The record is from RefSeq and is a predicted model, not a curated record. Lineage: Eukaryota; Fungi; Basidiomycota; Agaricomycetes; Agaricales; Hydnangiaceae. Gene Ontology annotation, molecular function: protein binding. The transcript is spliced from 2 exons.